GCUGCUGUACGACCGGUCGCUGACGUAUAAUUCGAGCUUCUGCCUGGCGGGCCUGGUGCUGGUGCUGUCUGCACUCCUCGUCCUGGUGCCGUGGCGCUACAGUCGCGCUCCGAGCCCGCUGCCUGACCCAGACCGGGAGGCAGCCGCCGAACCCGCCUCUCCCGUGAAGGUGCCGGCCCAACCGAGCGACUUUCUGCUACCACCGGAGGCCGGUCCGACCAAGCCCGUGCUGUCGCAGCACGGCCGCCCCUGUGACGAGGCCGUGCGAGCAUUGGACGCAGAGCGGGCUCCACUCUGCCCGUCGGAUUGCACGUGCCUCCAGGGAGGCGCGGAAAGAGGACAGGAUGAGCCGGCACCACACGGGGAGCGAGCUCCUCUCUGCCCGCCGGACUCUUCCCGUCUCCAGGAGGGCGCGGAGAGAGAACAGAAAGAGCCGCUACCGGACGGGAAGCGAACCCCGCUCUACCCGACGGAUUCUUCCCGUCUCCAGGAGGGCACGGAGAGAGGACAGGAGGAGCCACCAACGGACGGGGAGCGGGCCCCACUCUGCCCGCCGGAGAAUCCCCGCCUCCAGGACGUGCCGGUGAGCGACUGCGGCGCGAUGGACACGCGGACACGGCCGGGUCGCCUCCGCUCGCCCGGCGCCGCCGCUCGACAGGAGGCUGCCACCGACUGUGACCCCGUGCCUGCGCUAAGCCACUACUGGAACCAGCCCCUUGUAUGAUGCGGCGUGUUCCUGGACGCUGACGUCCGAUCGACGCCCGUCAGCCUCGAGCCGCGUGUGGCCGGCCCGCCGGCCCGGACGGUCUGUGGACACGGUCUCUCGCCCGUCUUGCGACGGUGCCUCCGCCGAGGCGGGGCAACCGAUAGUCCAAGGCAGGGCAUGUGAUACUUGAGCGGCUGCAGGCAAUCUUUUGACCGUGUGAGUUGGGUCGCGUUAGCCACAGCCUGUUGAACUGAUCGGCGUUUACUUUGGCCUGUUAGGUCACAAUGGCUUGCAACCCAGAGGCAACCGAGGCAUUGCGAUUCGCAGUGGUCCUGAGAGCACUGGAUAUCAUGCGUGUCGCAUGGCCAUCAGCCUUCAACCUAAGGCUGGUACUUGUGGAUUUAUUGUGAGCUCAGUGGUCUCUGACAUGUGAUACUCCCUUGAAACGCGUACGAUUAACUGCCGAAAGUUUGGAGCGAAUGUACAAGAAUCGCAAAGAGCCGUGGAGUAUGCGUGGUCGAUUACUCGGUUCGCUACAAAAUACAUUAUAAUCGAUUCACAGCCGUGGAAUCGAACGAUAUCCAGGCAUUUGAAACCGGUGUGGUGGUGACGCACGAAUCGACGAAGAUCGAAUCAGUUCCCAACUCGCAAACAUUCCAGGUCCACGAGUAGAUUCUCCCUUGUACACUAUCAAGUGAUAUGGUAUGGAUAUGAUAUGGAUAUGAUAUG
Pollicipes pollicipes is the source of this 1435-nucleotide messenger RNA. RefSeq names its product GAS2-like protein 2. The record is from RefSeq and is a predicted model, not a curated record. Lineage: Eukaryota; Metazoa; Arthropoda; Thecostraca; Pollicipedomorpha; Pollicipedidae.